AUGCUGUUAGCUGCAUAUACGGGGGCGCGUGGUUACAAUGAAAGGCUGCUAUUGUUACGCCCGAGUGUCACUGCUGAAGUGCUACUCGAAUGGCGCACACUUCACCCAUACAUAUUCCAUUUCACCGAGCGUGUACCCCCUUGUACAAUCUGGGGUACAUCGGUUCGGUUCGGUUCAGAGGUCUACAUAAUUUCGCGUACCUGGAACCGAAUUCACCAAGAAGCUCAAACCAGGAACGCGAGUCACCAUGGACGAAUAUGCAAAUGCCAACGGGGAGGCCAGAGGGCGCUUCCGAAGCACCAGGCCCGGGGCGCGGAGCUAGCUAGUGAGCUUCGGCACGGUGGCCUUGGGCCUGUCUCGAAGGUCUCGGUUUCUCGCGCCAUCGGAGCGAGUCGACAGACGCACUGCCACGAAACGCGCUCUGAGCGCAACCAACACCCGGUCUUACCCAAUGCAAUUGAACUUCCUGCACAGGAAGUCAUUUUGAGUGCGCGCUCGCGGUCAUGCUACUUACCUGUAACAAAAGUGUCAUCGCCGUGGAGUAGUCCUUGUUUUGGCUUCCCGCAGCCUCUAUCCUGCCCGCUUGCAGCCGUUCAUACAGAACCGAAAUAUUAAGCAGGUCAGGAGGUCACGAUAUUCCUGACUAUAAUAAUACCACCAAGACACCUCAGGCAUGCCGGCUGCCCAGGUUUUUCCAGCUGGUCCCCAUGCCUCAGAUGCAUUCCCAGUGGUGGGGUAUCCACAAUGGUUCCAAUUUUCG
Messenger RNA from Cantharellus anzutake, 760 nucleotides. RefSeq lists its product as uncharacterized. The coding region runs from base 1 to 615 and encodes 204 amino acids. The transcript is spliced from 3 exons. The record is from RefSeq and is a predicted model, not a curated record. Lineage: Eukaryota; Fungi; Basidiomycota; Agaricomycetes; Cantharellales; Hydnaceae.